Molecule: messenger RNA, 375 nt
Organism: Cooperia oncophora
Lineage: Eukaryota; Metazoa; Nematoda; Chromadorea; Rhabditida; Trichostrongylidae
Source: the annotation of a GenBank genome assembly
AUGAUUGGGUAUGCAGUAAUCGUGUCGAUGUCGGUACUGACUGCUGCAUGCUGUCAAUUUCUAAUACGAGAACGGAAGAAGAAAAGCAAACAUAUGCAGAUGCUAUCCGGAAUUAAUCCAUGGAUGUACUGGUGUACGGCUUUUGUAUGGGAUGCAUUUUGGUACCUAGUGAGCGCCGCAGCGUUCAUUGCCAUUUUCUACGCAUUCGAUAUUGAGCAAUUCACAGAAGAUUCCCGAACGGCACUAAUCUUACUGCUGGCGAUGGCGUUGUUCGGCUGGACGGCGAUCCCCUCCACGUACUUGUUUUCUUUUCUGUUCACGUCAGCACCGAAAGGCUUCACCCUCAUCGUCAUGUACAACAUAAUAACAGGUGAG